AUGAAGUCAGGUCCCAUUGAGCUUGGUGAGAGCAAGAGUUUAAGCCCCAAAGCUGGUGUAAGAAGAGGGGUGUCCAUACUUGACUUCAUCUUGAGGAUACUUGCAUUCAUUGGUACCCUGGGGAGUGCAAUUGCCAUGGCAACAACCAAUGAAACACUUCCUUUCUCCACACAGUUUAUUCGGUUCAGGGCCGAGUACGACGAUCUUCUAACACUCACGUUUUUUGUGGCUGCCAAUGGCGUUGUAAGCGCCUAUCUGCUUUUCUCUCUCUCGAUUUCCAUCUUCAACAUCGUGAGGAGCAAUGCACAGAGCAGUAGAAUUCUUUUGGUCAUCCUUGAUACGGCAAUGCUUGGUCUUUUAACUGCCGGAGCUUCUGCAGCGGCAGCUAUUGUGUACUUGGCACACAAUGGAAAUGCGAGGGCAAAUUGGUUUCCCAUCUGCCAACAAUUCAACUCCUUCUGCGAGCGUAUCUCUGGCUCCUUGAUCGGAUCCUUCAUCGGAGUUGCAGUGCUCAUCCUACUAAUCUUGUUGUCCGCAGUGGCUCUUUCUCGCCGUAAAUAG
Messenger RNA from Dovyalis caffra, 561 nucleotides. NCBI's taxonomy places the organism in Eukaryota, Viridiplantae, Streptophyta, Magnoliopsida, Malpighiales, Salicaceae. The record is from the annotation of a GenBank genome assembly.